Molecule: messenger RNA, 2006 nt
Organism: Cuculus canorus (common cuckoo)
Lineage: Eukaryota; Metazoa; Chordata; Aves; Cuculiformes; Cuculidae
Product: dual specificity protein kinase CLK1-like
Exons: 3
Coding region: 360-1205 (281 amino acids)
Biological process (GO): regulation of RNA splicing; protein phosphorylation
Cellular component (GO): nucleus
Molecular function (GO): protein tyrosine kinase activity; ATP binding
Source: RefSeq, a predicted model, not a curated record
AGUUGUGUUUGCGCAUAGAUGACUCUGGGUUAUAUGAAGUCAGUCUGACCUUUUCCCAGAGGGUUUCCAGUGUUAGGAACAGGGCAUAUGGGGUGAUAAUGACCCAACAGUCUGACUUAAAAGUACUCAUUGUUCUAAACUCCCUUAAAACCUGUCUUUUCAGGGAAGGCAGACAUGUUGCAGUGAAAAGAGCAAAGAAUUUUGAUUGGUCCUCCAAUGCGGCUCGUGAGGAAAUACAGGUGCUGGAAGAUUUAAAAGCAUCAGACCCCAGCAAUGCCUAGUAAGCACACAAAGCCAACCGUGAUGUGUUUUGGCUCAAAGACUUCUUCUAGUGUUCUUCUAGUGCACACAGUGUGUGUAUGAGCGCUGCACAACUCGCUGUUGCAAUGCAUGUGUUUUCCUGCUUUUGCAGUCACUGUGUCCAGAUGUUGGGAUGGUUUGAGCACCAUGGACACGUCUGCAUUGUUUUUGAGCUCCUGGGGCUCAGUACCUCUGACUUUAUGAGCGUCAAUGACUUCUUGCCAUUUAACCUGGACGACAUUAGACACAUGGCUUAUCAGAUCUGCACCUCUGUCAACUUUUUGCACAUGAAGAAGUUGACACAUACAGAUCUGAAGCCAGACAAUAUUGUCUUUGUGAAAUCUGACUACGUAGAAGAGUACAACCCCAAACUGGUAAGUUGCCAUCCUCUUCCCCACUCUCCUCCACCUCAGUCAUCCUCUGCGUUCAUCUGGUCACUUGCAUCCCACCACCUUUCAUUUCAGGAAUGCACUGAAUGCAGACUGAGAAAACCAGACAUCAGACUUGCGGACUUUGGGUGCGCCACUUACGAUCAUGAUUACCAUAACCCUGUGGUGACUACUAGACCUUACAGAGCUCCCGAGGUGGUCCUAGAGCUCGGAUGGUCCCAUCCAUGCGAUGUGUGGAGCAUAGGAUGUACUCUCCUGGAAUACUACCGUGGAGUCUUAGUAUUUCAGGUAGGCAACUCUAUGCCUCAAAAGCAUGCAGCAUGCAUAGCACUCCCCAACUUGAUGAACAUAAGCUACGGAGAGGUGGGGACUAAAGGCAAUGGUCUGUGCGAGAAAGUAAGCUGCAUUUCUCUGUGGUGCCAAGUUGAAGAGAACAGAAGAUGUAGGCCACAAGGAACGUUCUCAGCAGCAGAUUUUGACAAGUUACUUUCAGUAGACCUUUUGGCAGCGUCUUGAAAUGAAGGGUCGCCCUGUUAACUUCUGGAAUUUACAAGGCACCUUAAUACCAGAUGUGGCUUCAUCUAUCACCAUCAGCAAAUACUACUCAAAGGAUUGAAUCCUGUCCUCUUGACAGUAUUGCUGAAACGGAACUUGAAGAAGAGAGGAAGAAAAAACACCAAGGCAAGAUCAAGGGGAAUGAAAUCCAGUAGCUUCUAACUUCUUUCAGGAAACAGAGAACUCGAGCCUCUCAUUUUUUUGUCGAUCAGUUUCAGGUUAUUGUUUGCAGGGUACAGUCAAAAAUGAAGUCAGGCUGGUGUGUGCUUCUUGAUAACUUCCUCUGAACAAGGAACGAAAAACAUCUCUCUUGACUUCCUUGCAGGCCGAUGACGACAUAGAACACCUGGCAAUGAUGGAGCGAUUAUUUGGGCCUUUGCCGCAUCAAAUGAUAAAGAGAGUUGUGUCUUCAAAGAAGAAGAAGUAUUUCUGUAAUGACUGUCUGGCCUGGGAUGAACGCAGCGCAUCUGGGCAAUAUGUCUCGGGGUGCUGUAAACCCCUGAAGGUAAGAUUGCAGGGGGAAGAUGCUUCUGGGCAGAGGAGCUCCAAGUGCAAUUCUAAGACUGGAAGCCCGUGUUUUGUUGUUUUCUUCGUGAAGGAAUACAUGACGUGCCACGAUUCUGACCAUGAGAAUCUGUUUGAUCUGAUUGGGAAGAUGCUGGCAUAUGACCCAGCCACGCGCAUUACUCUGGAAGAAGCACUGGAACAUCCUUUCUUCCUCCCAUUGAAGCAGGAAAAUAGCACAUAGCCUCCUAUAGCUGA